CGCCCCCUGGUGCAACCGGACACAUCACCGGUGACUCGUCACUCCGCGCUGGAAGAUGGCUGCGGUGGAACGGACCCCGGUUAGGGAAGGGAUCCGGAUCGCUGUACUGUGUGUGUUUUGGUAUACGGUUAGCUCGGGGGGCAACGUCGUCAACAAAAUUAUUCUAAAUGGAUUCCCGUACCCGGUCACGGUCUCUCUCUUCCACAUUAUGUCGAUCGUGGUCUUCCUUCCACCGCUCUUGCGGGCAUGGGGUGUCCCCAAAACAGAACUACCGAGCAGGUACUACCGGUGGUACAUUCUGCCUUUAGCUUUUGGAAAAUACUUCGCAUCCGUGUCGGCUCAUUUCAGCAUAUGGAAAGUUCCUGUUUCGUAUGCUCACACUGUCAAAGCCACAAUGCCAAUAUGGGUCGUCCUGUUAUCAAGAAUUAUCAUGAGGGAGAAGCAAACCACAAAGGUGUAUGUAUCGCUCAUCCCCAUCAUCGGUGGGGUGCUGCUGGCCACGGCGACUGAGCUCUCCUUCGAUGUUUCUGGAUUAAUCAGUGCUCUGGCUUCGACGCUCUGCUUUUCCCUGCAGAACAUCUUCUCCAAAAAAGUGUUGCGUGACACCAGCAUCCACCACCUGAGGCUGCUCAACAUCCUGGGCUUCAACGCUGUGAUUUUCAUGGUACCCACAUGGGUUCUGGUGGACCUGUCUGUGUUUCUUGUGAACGGGGACCUGUCGGAGAUCUCAGGAUGGACGGGUACUUUUGUCCUCCUCCUCAUCAGUGGCUUCUGCAACUUUGCCCAGAACGUUAUCGCCUUCAGCGUCCUGAACCUCGUCAGCCCCCUCAGCUACGCCGUGGCCAACGCCACAAAGAGGAUCAUGGUCAUCAGCAUAUCUUUGUUUAUGUUGCGCAAUCCGGUCAGCCUCACAAAUGUUCUUGGUAUGAUGACGGCCAUUGUCGGGGUCUUUCUUUACAACAAGGUGAGUCGUGCCAAGUAUGACGCUAACUUUCACAAGAAGCUGCUGCCAAGCACCAAACAGGACACCACGGGGUUCGACAACCCGGCGCUGGAGAAGAUCCACGCCAACGGGUCAGUGCCUUUCCCCCGCGGCUUGGAGCAGCAGCACAACUGGAACAACGUGCUCACCGACCACUUCCAGUACAGCAGGCAGACCUACACGCCAGAGUACAGCAGCAACCACCAGUACGUGGUGUAACCUCGCUCCCGACGGCUGUGGCAGACCCGCCUGCGCCUAGCUGCCCUCCCAGCAGCGGGUCUGUGCGCCCGCUCCCAACCUAAGACUGAAGGCUCCGUCCAUGGAUGUGUGCAUAAACCUGAGCUUCA
Messenger RNA from Menidia menidia (Atlantic silverside), 1329 nucleotides. NCBI's taxonomy places the organism in Eukaryota, Metazoa, Chordata, Actinopteri, Atheriniformes, Atherinopsidae. The record is from the annotation of a GenBank genome assembly.